UCUUCUUGAGAAAUUCCGAAACCUUGGCAACUUCAAGCACAACUCGGUUGUUAAAAUCACAGGAUCAGGAUGUCUUAAAGUGAAAAGGAGUUCCAAACAGAGCAGCAGCCCUGAGACGUAUGAUUACUGCUUGUACUGUAAAGGUAUGUUAUCCAGAAAAGAGCUUUCUCGACAUAUGAAAAGAUGUGCUCUUAGACCAGAGAAUAAUGUUGAAGAGGGACCUGAGUUGAGAGAGAGAGUCUUUGGUAUAGCAUCUGCUCAAUCCACAAUGUCCCAGCCAAUUUCAAGUGAACUUUGGUCAGUGCUGGGCAAAAUGCACAAGGAUGACGUGUCCACUGCUAUAAGGAAUGAUCAUUAUCUCAUGCAGUUUUCCCAGUCCCUCUUUAAUAAGCAUGGAAGUGACAGAUCAAAGCAUGAGUAUAUAAGACAGAAAGUAAGGGAACUUGGGAGAUUACUUGUGACUUUGCGCCACACAACAAGAAUCCAUAACAUGGAAGAGGCAAUAAAACCAGGCAACUUCUUUAUUCUUACUAGUGCUGUCAAGAGAGUUUCAGGUUUUGAUAACAAAAACAACACAUUCAAAGCCCCAAGUUUGGCCCUGAAAAUUGGGCAUUCUCUCAGAAAGAUAAGUGACCUCAUCAUGUGUCGUGCUCUCAUGGAAGAGGACCAAGAGGUGAUUGAUUCCAUCAGGAGGUUUCAUACACUUCAUGAAACAAAGUGGUCUGAAUUAGUUUCCCAUUCUGCCUUAUCAAACCUGAGUGAGGCAAAAUACAACAAGAGCACCAGGCUUCCACUGGCCAAAGACGUUCAGAAGCUACAGUUAUAUCUUGGUCAGCAAGUGGAAUUGACUAAGGAGAAACUAGCCAAUAACCCAACAGCAGGCACUUAUGCAGCACUAGCAAAGGUGACCCUCUGUCAAGUCAUUUUGUUUAAUAGGAGGAGGGAAGGUGAAGUGGCACGGAUGACUGUAAAAAAAUUUUGAAGAUUGUGACAUGUCCCAACUAAACGAUGACAUAAGCACUGGGCUUACAGAAGUUGAGAAGAGACUUUGCAAACAAUUUGCCAGAGUGGAACUGAGGGGAAAAAAAGGACGAAAGGUUGCUGUGAUCCUGACUCCUGAUAUGACUGCUAACCUGUCACUCCUCAUUAGUAAGAGGAAAGAGUGUGGAGUAACUGAAAACAACAAUUACCUCUUCGCUAUUCCUUGUAGUGAUGGUCACUACAGAGGGCAGUUCGGUCAAUUUGCAGAUGCUUGUGGAGCCGAAGAUCCUCAAAACCUCAGAUCAACUAACCUUCGCAAACAGAUCGCCACAAUAAGCCAAGUCAUGAACUUGAAAGAUAAUGAACUGGACCAGCUGGCCGAUUUUCUCGGUCAUGAUAUUAGGGUGCAUAGAGAGUACUAUCGACUGCCCCAAUCAACAAUUCAGCUAGCUAAGAUCUCAAAGCUGCUUAUGGCUGUGGAGAAGGGAAGUGUGAAGGAUAUUCAAGGAAAAUCUCUGGACGAAAUUGGUGAUGACAUAGACGAUAUGGAUACCGGAUCACAGCAACUCCCUAAUGUUUCCACAUUGCAAGACAAUGAAGAAAUGUUGGCUUCUGUGACUUUUGGAUCGCCUCACCUCUCUGAGUCUGCAGCUCAAGAUGACCAGGGGAACACUGCCUGUGUAACUUCUGGUUCACCUCAUCUCCCUGACUCAGUUACUCAAGGUUUCCGUGUUUCAUCAAGGCGGUGUGUGAAGAGACCAUGGUCUGAGGAGGAGAUACAAGCUGUGAUGAAACAUAUGAGGCCUUUUAUUGAAAAUGGUGUCACUGUCACCAAUGAGCAGUGCCUGAAGUGCAAGGAAAAGGAACAACCUAUCUUGGAGACAAGAUCCAUUCAAAACAUUAGAGAUUUUGUACGCAAUAGAGGCUUGGCCUUUAAAAGGCAGUCAAAUGCUAAACACUAAAUGCACUUUUGGACAGCCUGAGCCUUUACCUUGUUCAGAAAUGGUUUAGGUAACUUUAAUUUAUUUUGCUCACAGGCAGUGUUUUUUGUUUUGUUUGUUUUGCUAUGUGGUUAGCCUGGGCCUUUUAUUGUCAGGAUUCACUUUUAUUUUCCUUAAUUUUUUCAAUGCUGUCCUUUGUUAAGGAAUUGAUUCUUGAGGUGACAAUCAAAUAUAGUUCAGUGAUUCAACAAAUGUUGUGUUGUGUGUUAAUAAUGACCUAGAUUAUUUAUUUCAACAUUUUUAGCUUAAAUGCAGAUGAGUUAAGUUUAGUAGGCAAACAUAAUGAAAUCAACUAAUGAGCUAAAUAUACUAUGAGACCUCAGCAAGUUGUGAUCCUAUUCGCAAUCUCCACAAAACAACAAAAUAGCAAGCAUAAAUCAAGCGUAUAGCGUCAAUUCUGGCAGGUAACUUUAGUCAAGUUUGCAUCAGCUGACUGUCAGCUGAUCACAUCUACCUAUAGGAAUACGACGUCUAUCACAGCAUACAUAUAUAAUAUAGCUCCUCAGUAUUAUCAGCUGCUAUCGCGUUCUCCAGUACUCAUUUACCCUCCUCCAUCCCCAGCUCCUCCUC
This is a messenger RNA of Ctenopharyngodon idella (grass carp), 2552 nucleotides long. RefSeq lists its product as uncharacterized. The transcript has 5 exons. Lineage: Eukaryota; Metazoa; Chordata; Actinopteri; Cypriniformes; Xenocyprididae. The record is from RefSeq and is a predicted model, not a curated record. The coding region runs from base 993 to 1943 and encodes 316 amino acids.